AAGCCAGCAGAACAGGCGUCUUUGAAACCCGUCGCCAUGGGAAAAAGUGAUGAAGAUUUGCUCCCGGCGGACAUCAAGAAGGAGGUGAAGCAGAAAGUCAACUUCGUAAGGCGACAGCCCAAGAAGGGAGAUGAGGUUGAGAUUCACUACACCGCCUCUGCGGGCGGCGUGUUGCUGGAUACCUCCUGCAGGGGAGAGCCCAUCAAGUUCACCAUGGGCUCAGGGAAUGUCAUGGAAGCCUGGGACCGCAUCGUUUCCACCAUGCGGAAGGGAGAGAUCUCUCGCUUCACAGUGCCGGAGAUGUAUCUCACUGGUGGGCCUUCGCAGUUUUUGGCGAAGCUCCCAGACGAUGGGCAGGAGGUGGAUUAUGACAUCGAGCUGGUGAGUGUGGUGGGCAUUCGAGAUGUCUUUGGAGACAACAGUGUCAUUGAAAGAAUUCACGACGACGGUGAAGAGUACGGAAUUUCGCCCAAAACUGGGGACGAGUUGCAGAUCAAUUACGAGUUCAGCUUGAAGAGCACGGGUCAAGUGCUGGACACCAAGCAAGGGAUGGAUUUCAGGAUGGCAAAGCACGCAGACAACGGUGUUUACUGCAGCAAGGCGAUCCAGAAAACCAUGGAGACCUUCAAGCUCAAGAGUUGUGGCACCUUGAUUUGUCGCUGGCAUCAUGCUGAACGUUCACAAGCUGCGGAUGAAGCACUCAACAUUCCGCCCAAAGAGGAACUUGUCAUCAAGAUUCAGCUGUUGGAAAUUUACGAGUUCGAGGACUGUGGCAAGAAGGCCUUCUGGGAGGAGGGCUUGGUCCUGAAGAAGGCGAUCAAACCCCAGAGGUGUCGCCUUUGUCCAGGCUUCAACGGCACCUGGUGCAAGGUGAAAAUCUUCAGCGCCACAGCGGGCCAGGAGGAGCUGUUGUCCGAGGAACAACUCAUCGAAACGACGGUUGGAGAAGGGGAACUUUGUGAUGCCAUGGAAGCUGCUUGUGGCGCCAUGCGCAAAGGAGAGGUGGCCUUAGUCACAGUGAAGGACUUGACUUUGCUAUCGCCUGGGCUGCCAGAGCUGAAGGUGCCAGCCGAGGGGCCCGUGGUCUUCAAACUCGAGAUGUUGGACUUUGGCAGUCCUGGCCCCGAAGAAGGCCCUUCAGAGAACUUGCUGCUGCUGAAUCUGGCAAAGAAGGUCAAAGAGAAAGGCUCGGAACACUUUAAAGCUGGUCGAUUUCGAUUGGCGCAGGAGCGCUAUUCACGGGUCAUCCAGCUGCUUCCUCGCUACAAGAAGCCCUUGGGAAGCACCACCAACACCGAGGUCUUCACCGAGUGGGUCGAGAAGAAGACCGCGGAGGAGUUGAAGCGCAGCAGUCGUCUGAACCUGGCGGCCUGUGCUUUGAAGCUCAACUUGCACUAUGCGGCUGCCAGACACGCUGAUGAAGUUCUCAAGGAGGAGCCCAAGAACAUCAAGGCCCUGUACCGCCGCGCGCAGGGAGCGCUGGGCACCAACGAUUUCGAUGUGGCGGUGAAGGACUGCAAGCGAAUCCUGGAACUGGAGCCCGACAACAAGGAUGCGGGGCUUCUGCUGCGGAAGGUCAAGCAGACCGAGAAGGAGCAGGACAAGGCUCAGCGAGAACAAUUUGGCGCCACCCUGGGAAGGAAGUUGCUGUGAUCCUGUCGAUCCGAAAGAAUCUCGAAAUCGGUUUGAAGGGAA
Molecule: messenger RNA, 1695 nt
Organism: Cladocopium goreaui
Lineage: Eukaryota; Dinophyceae; Suessiales; Symbiodiniaceae
Source: the annotation of a GenBank genome assembly